Messenger RNA from Cebus imitator (Panamanian white-faced capuchin), 1202 nucleotides. RefSeq names its product MORN repeat containing 4 (gene MORN4). The record is from RefSeq and is a predicted model, not a curated record. The transcript is spliced from 5 exons. NCBI's taxonomy places the organism in Eukaryota, Metazoa, Chordata, Mammalia, Primates, Cebidae. The coding region runs from base 184 to 624 and encodes 146 amino acids.
GCCCAGUGCGGUGGCCGGGAUGGCGGUGUCAAGUGGGGCAAGCGCUGGUAGAGGUGGCAGAGAGCAAGGUGGCAGCCAGGAGCCCAGGAAAAGUCCGAGGCGCUGGAGCCCUGCGUCGAGGCGUGACGGUCAUCCCGAAAGGCCGGCCCCAGUUUUCAUUCUUUUAUCCUGUAAGCUGUCACCAUGACCCUGACAAAAGGUUCCUUCACCUACUCCAGUGGGGAGGAGUAUCGUGGCGAGUGGAAGGAGGGCCGCAGGCAUGGUUUUGGUCAACUGAUGUUUGCAGAUGGUGGCACCUACCUGGGUCAUUUUGAGAAUGGGCUCUUUAAUGGCUUUGGGGUAUUGACCUUCUCAGAUGGUUCAAGGUAUGAGGGGGAGUUUGCCCAGGGCAAGUUUAAUGGCGUCGGAGUCUUCAUUCGACAUGACAACAUGACCUUUGAGGGGGAAUUUAAAAAUGGCAGAGUAGAUGGUUUUGGCCUGCUGACUUUCCCUGAUGGUUCUCAUGGAAUCCCCCGCAAUGAAGGUCUCUUUGAGAACAACAAGCUGCUGCGGCGUGAGAAGUGUUCUGCAGUCAUUCAGCGGGCCCAGAGCGCCUCCAAGUCAGCCAGAAAUCUCACCGCCUGACAGCGCCGUGGGUCUCAGCUGACAAGUACUGGGAAAAGCCAGUGCCCCCGUUGUUGACUCGAGGUGAGCGAAUGAACCACAGCUGAGAUAAGUUGACAAUGACAGUGGAGCAAGGGACUUAUAUGUGCCCUGUCAUCUGCCAAUCCAGAACUGGACCACAGAAAAGUGCUGAGGAUGCUGGCCAGCAGAGCCUGCAGCAGUCGUUGGCGGUGCUGUCUUUCCCUGACCCUUGUGUGCUGGAAGACAGAGGAACUGCCUCUUCUCACUGGUUAACACUCUGUUCCUAAGACCUCAGGUUACCCAAUGCAGCCUGCUGUGACCCUUCUGCUUCAUUUUCUGCCAAGUGAUACAGAAUCUCUUUGUUCUGCUGCUUUUGGGGCAGGUGAUCCUAGCCCUAGCUUAGGGCCAGUGCUCUGUGCUACCCUGGAGAAAUAGGAAAAAGAUAGGGGUGGCUCAGUACAGCAGCCCUGUGAAAGUCAAGGCCAGACCUUUUCUUUUUGUUAUUAUAAAAAAUUGAGCUAGGGUCUUGCUAUGCUGCUCAAGCUCAUCUCCAACUCCUGGGCUCAAGUGAUCCUCCU